Molecule: messenger RNA, 1220 nt
Organism: Spinacia oleracea (spinach)
Lineage: Eukaryota; Viridiplantae; Streptophyta; Magnoliopsida; Caryophyllales; Amaranthaceae
Product: 60S ribosomal protein L5
Exons: 9
Coding region: 142-1050 (302 amino acids)
Biological process (GO): translation; ribosomal large subunit assembly
Cellular component (GO): ribosome; cytosolic large ribosomal subunit
Molecular function (GO): 5S rRNA binding; structural constituent of ribosome
Source: RefSeq, a predicted model, not a curated record
UAGAAACCCAACAUGAAACCCUAGGGUUUUUAACACCUUCACUCAUUCUUCCACCCUUCAUAAUAAACCCGCAGUCUACUCUGAGCUGCUCUCUCGCGUUUUCUCUCUCCACUUUCUCUCUCCUCAGCAGCUUUCGCAACAAUGGCCUUUGUGAAGGCUCAGAAAACAAGGGCUUACUUCAAGCGUUUCCAAGUUAAGUUCAAGAGAAGAAGAGAGGGAAAGACUGAUUACCGUGCUAGGAAUCGGUUGAUCAAUCAAGACAAGAACAAGUAUAACACACCAAAGUACCGCUUUGUUGUCCGAUUUACCAACAAAGAUGUAACUGCACAAAUUAUUUCUGCAAGCAUCACUGGGGAUAUUGUACUUGCUGCAGCUUAUGCUCACGAGCUCCCUCGUUAUGGACUUGAAGUAGGACUUACUAACUACGCUGCCGCAUACUGCACUGGACUUCUCCUUGCAAGAAGGGUCCUAAAGAUGCUUGAGAUGGACCAGGAAUACGAAGGCAAUGUCGAGGCUACUGGUGAAGACUACUCUGUUGAACCAGCUGAAACUAGGAGGCCUUUCCGCGCUCUUCUUGAUGUUGGCCUUAUAAGGACAACUACCGGCAACCGAGUUUUUGGCGCUCUCAAGGGAGCACUAGACGGUGGAUUGGAUAUUCCCCACAGUGACAAGAGAUUUGCUGGCUUUGGAAAGGAUGGCAAGCAACUUGAUGCUGAGGUUCACCGCAAGUACAUCUACGGUGGGCAUGUUGCUGGUUACAUGAGGACCCUCACUGAGGACGAGCCUGAGAAAUACCAGACUCAUUUCAGUGAAUACAUUAAGAGAGGGAUUGAGGCUGAUAACUUAGAGGCCCUGUACAAGAAAGUCCAUGCUGCCAUCCGUGCUGAUCCUACUGUGAAGAAGUCUGACAAAGCCCAACCAAUGAAGCACAAGAGGUACAAUUUGAAGAAGCUAACCUACGACGAAAGGAAGGCUAGCUUGAUCAAGAGAUUGAAUGCCCUAAACGCUGCUGCGGGAGCUGAUGAUGAUGACGAGUCAGAUGAAGAAUGAAAAUCCCAUUGUCAAGCUUAGGAAGUUAUGAUGACGAGUUUUGUUGUUUUCUGUUGUUUAACUCAGGAACGUCAAGUUUUGAGAUCAUUUACAUUUGCCAUUUUUGCAGUUAGAUGUUAUAUGAGAUAUUUAAGAAAUGACAGAAUUAAGCAGUUGUUUCUUUGGUUUCA